AUUGCAGAUUUCGUUAUCUAUCUCGGAGAUGUCAUCACAGCCAACAAUAUAGCGAUUAAAAAUGCAAGCUUGUACUGGGAUCAGGCAGUUUCUCCAACAAGAGCUAGGGGUAUUCCUUGGGCAAGUGUGUUUGGAAACCACGAUGAUGCAGCAUUUGUGUGGCCAAUUGAGUGGUUUUCAUCCCCUGGAAUUCCUGAAAUUCGUUGCCGUGUAGCCAAUUCAUCAUGCUCAGGAGAAGAAGAGUGUCGCUUUGAGGGCACACAACGUCUGGGGUUAAUGAAAAAUGAGAUUGAGCGUAACACGCUAUCAUACUCUCGAUAUGGUCCUAAAGAACUUUGGCCUAGUAUAUCCAACUAUGUCCUCCAACUUUUGUCGUCCGACAAUCCCAAGUCACCUGUGGCAUUUUUGUACUUCCUAGAUUCUGGUGGUGGUUCCUACCCAGAAAUUAUAUCCAGUGCCCAAGCAGAAUGGUUCCGCCAGAAAGCUCUAGAGAUGAACCCUGAUUCAAGGGUGCCAGAGAUAAUCUUUUGGCAUAUACCAAGUCGUGCUUAUAAGAAGGCGGCUCCAUGGUUCAGUAUACACAAGCCUUGUGUGGGUUCAAUUAACAAGGAGAGAGUAGCAACUCAAGAAGCUGAAAUGGGUAUCAUGAAACUUUUGGUUGAAAGGCCUUCUGCCAAGGCAAUAUUUGUAGGACACAACCAUGGAUUAGACUGGUGUUGCCCCUACGAAAAACUGUGGCUAUGUUUUGCUCGGCAUACCGGUUAUGGUGGGUACGGAAACUGGGACAGAGGAGCUAGAAUUGUGGAAAUCACCGAGCAGCCUUUCUCUGUUAAAUCUUGGAUAAGAAUGGAGGAUGGUAGUGUACAUAGUGAAGUUGUCUUGAGUCCUUGAAAACUAUUCCCUUUUAACUACCAACAGAAAGAGUAAAAAUCUUGAAAAAAAAUAAUACAUGUAUAUUUACGAAAACCAUAUUUGUAUGUACUUGUAUAUAAAUCAAUGUAUUAAAAGCGUGAGGUGUGGGUGAGGCGUCCGAGGUGAAGCCCGGCCUAGGCGUGAGGCGAAGCCUUACGGGAUUAAAUUUUUUUAUAUAUAUAUGAUUUAUAUAUUAUACAUUAAUGUGUAAAAAAAUAAUACUUUGUAAAAUAAACAUCCAUUCUCAAUUUA
Molecule: messenger RNA, 1164 nt
Organism: Malus domestica (apple)
Lineage: Eukaryota; Viridiplantae; Streptophyta; Magnoliopsida; Rosales; Rosaceae
Source: RefSeq, a predicted model, not a curated record